AUGUUAUGUCCAUCAAAUAAUUCUGCUCUUCAACUUAACAAAUAUUUCGUUGAAAAAGUAAUACCAAGGAAAAAUGCAAUUGAUAGAGAUGUUAGAGAAAUAUCAAAAGUUGUUACGAAAAUAUUACAUGAAGUCGAAGCACCAGAACCAAGAUUUAUUUCAUCAUUAAAUGAAAUAAAUGGUCGUUUUGAAGGACUUACUGUUCAGUCACAAACUGAAUUUGAAGUCGUUCUCUAUUUAAAUCAAAUUGGUGUAUUUAAUUUUGUUGAUGAUGGUUCAAUACCCGGGUGUGGAUGUGGUGGUUAUCAUUAUCGUCGUGCAAAUAAAUCUCAAAUUAUUUGGCGUUGUUGUCGAAAUGACUGUGCUGGUCGUGUACGUUUUGAUGGAACAGGUUAUAUUAAAGUUACGGAUCAUCUUCAUGCACAAAAUCCUGAAGAAACAAUAUGA
This is a messenger RNA of Rotaria sp. Silwood1, 447 nucleotides long. The record is from the annotation of a GenBank genome assembly. Lineage: Eukaryota; Metazoa; Rotifera; Eurotatoria; Philodinida; Philodinidae.